This is a messenger RNA of Malus domestica (apple), 2015 nucleotides long. Its product is annotated as membrane-bound O-acyltransferase gup1-like. Gene Ontology annotation, molecular function: acyltransferase activity. Gene Ontology annotation, cellular component: endoplasmic reticulum. NCBI's taxonomy places the organism in Eukaryota, Viridiplantae, Streptophyta, Magnoliopsida, Rosales, Rosaceae. The record is from RefSeq and is a predicted model, not a curated record.
GCUGAGAGAGCAGAGCAGAAACGAGAGAGAUGGUGCCGUUGUUGGCCACCAAGAUCAAACCACACAACAAAAUCAAAGUUUGAAAUUCAGGACAGAGAGAGGAAGCAGAAGCAGCAGCAGCAGAAGCUAUGAAGUUGUUGAAAGGAGAGGUGGGAUUUCUCAUUCUCUACGCAGCUGCUUUCUAUGCCUUCAUCAUCCAUCGAUCCCUCCAACUCUCUCGCGAUCAUCAUGCUAAGCUCUUCGGUUUGCGUCCUGGAUGCCUCAUUCCUCAUCGCCUCAAUGAUGUUUCUGAUGCUCAAUGGAGAAACUUUCGAGGAAAUUUUCCUGUUCUUACUGGUGUCUUCACAAUGUUCACGUUGAUUGCUAAUUUGCUGAGGACAAGCUUUCAUUUAAAAGCGAGAGGGAUGUCCAUUAUUUGGAUUUUGAUUUCUUUCACAUACCUAGCAUAUCUGCAUGGAGCCUGCAUUAUAUUUAUCCUCGCAAUCGCUUCAAUGAAUUUUCUUUUGGUAAAGAUAUUUGCACGAACAAAGUAUUUCCCUUUUGUAUUUUGGAUUUUCAACAUAUUCUUUCUUCUGUGCAAUCGUGUUUAUGAAGGAUAUUCAUUCUCCAUAAUUGGGCAACGCUGGGCAUAUUUGGACAACUUUCGGGGCACCUUUAGAUGGCACAUUUGCUUUAACUUUGUUGUUUUGCGGAUGAUAAGCUUUGGCUAUGAUUACCAUUGGGCACAUCGAGAAUCUCGUUUUGACCAUAAGAAACACAUUCAGCGUUGCAAUAUUUGUAAAUCAGGGAAAACUUGUUACCAUGUUUUACAGGAGACAGGUGUCCAGAAUGACAUGUAUGCCUUUACGACUUACCUUGCGUAUUUGGUGUAUGCACCUCUUUAUCUUACUGGGCCAAUUGUAAGCUUCAAUGCAUUUGCCUCACAGUUGGAUGUUCCUCAAAAUAACUUUUCAGCUAAGGACAUUGCUUGGUAUGGUUUGCGCUGGGUGUUCAGUCUUCUUCUGAUGGAACUAAUGACACAUCUUUUCUAUUACAAUGCGUUUGCAAUCAGUGGCAUGUGGAAAGAGUUAUACCCUAUGGAUGUGUUUAUUAUUGGAUAUGGGGUUUUAAUCUUCAUGUGGCUAAAGUUUUUUCUGAUAUGGCGCUAUUUCCGGUUCUGGUCACUGAUAUGUGGCAUUGAGGUCCCUGAGAAUAUGCCGAGGUGUAUAAAUAAUUGCUACAACUUGGAAACUUUUUGGAAGAACUGGCAUGCUUCCUACAACAAAUGGCUUGUGAGGUAUUUGUACAUUCCUCUUGGGGGCACUCGGAGGAAGCUUCUCAAUGUAUGGGUUGUAUUCACAUUUGUUGCCAUUUGGCAUGAUCUAGAAUGGAAGCUUCUUUCGUGGGCAUGGCUGACAUGCUUAUUCUUUAUUCCGGAAAUGAUAUUGAAAUCAGCAACCAAUGCAUUUCAGGUUAAGAGUACUCAUGGGGAAUUUGUUGUUCGUGAACUUAGUGCGGUUGCUGGUGCAAUUACUAUCACUUGUCUCAUGGUAGCAAACCUUGUUGGUUUUGUUAUUGGACCAUCUGGGAUUAGUUGGUUGAUUUCUCAAUUCCUUAAACGAGAAGGACUUCCGGUUUUGGCAGGCAUGCUUUUGACAUUUUAUGUAGGGACAAAGCUUAUGUUCCACAUCCGCGAUGCAAAGCAAAGUAGCAGCUAAAUCGGCUCGCUGUAAGGUUUGAUUAAUUGGCUCCAGUAGCUAAUUGCUGGUGUGGAAACCGAGGUCCAGAAGUUUCAAACAGGAGACAGGUUUGCCAACAUUGUAACCUAAUGUAUGCUGGCUCAUGCCAAGGACCUCGAUGGCGGAUAAAAGUAAUCAUUCAUCACUCUACGUUCUUUUCUGGUAUACACUUAGGACAAGGAAGGUACUAUAUAAAUGUAGAGAAAGCUAAUUCCAAAUUCAAAUGUGAUUUAACUUUUGGAAAUACUUGCAUUGUAACACGAUUGUUGCUUAUUAAGAAACAAUCGGUUAUACUUC